AUGAGUGAAAUUUUACCUAAAGAUCUCCUAGCCAGAAUAUUUGGCUAUUUAAAAGGUUGGGAAUUAGCCACGAUAUCAACCGUUUGCCAUUACUAUAAUAGCGUUAUUCAUGAUGGCGACGAUAAAAAUGAUAGUAAAAGUAAUUUAUUAUGGAAAUUAAUCGUUAGUCAAGAAUUAACAACGGCAGCAAGGCUGCAAUCAAAGGAAAAUUAUCGUCAAUUUUAUAAACGAAUUUAUCUUGGCCCUAGAAAAAUGAUUGUAGACCACUGCCAUAUUGGUAAUUUACAUUCAACGGUCAAAACAUGUAUGAAAGAAAAGCCUAAGUUUAAUUAUUCUUACUAUGCUAGUCGAAUACGGCGCGAUCGCCAUGGUGAUGUUGUUCAUUAUUUCGAUAUUAUUCUUUCCUACGCUGCACGAUUUGGUCUAGAAGUUUUAGAUCAAGUGGAAAAUAGCUUGUUUAUUCAAUUGCAAGAAAUACUUCGACUUUCUCUCAAUAUCAUCCCGAUUCAGUUACUACAAUAUGGUGCACCUUAUCAUCGCAAUCAACUAGAAGAAAUAAUUAGACUAUUACCUUAUCUAAAGCGGUAUAAAUCAACCAUGUAUGACUUUGAAGAUGUAGAAAGUAUGAUUUCCUUAUUUACUAUGCUAAAUUAUCGGCCAUUUUGUGCUGAAAACAUCGCCCAAAAUUUACCCUUUUAUCAUCUGAUCCAAGUCAUUGUUAGUGCCAAUGGAUCCGAUACUAUCCAAGGAAAUUAUGAUUCACUUUUCAGUUAUGUUGUCUUUACUCGCUGCCGACCAAUAUGGAAUGAUUUACAAUUACAAAAUCGCUAUAAUCAAGUUACUACAUGCUACUUGCAAGCAAUUAUUGAUGCCAAAAGUGAUGCCAUAGCCGUCAAUAAAGUCCGUACUGUUGAUGGCAAGACUUUGCUGCAUAUGGCUGCUGAAAGUAAUAACCCGCACUGGAUUCAAUGUUUAUUAAGUAUAGGAGCAGAUCCUGCUGUCGAAUUUGGUCCUGAUCGUUUAAUUGCCCUAAAUUUAACUCAAUGUAAAAUAUGCAAGGAGUUAUUGGCUUCUACUAAUUAG
Trichoplax adhaerens is the source of this 1083-nucleotide messenger RNA. RefSeq lists its product as uncharacterized. Gene Ontology annotation, biological process: SCF-dependent proteasomal ubiquitin-dependent protein catabolic process. The coding region runs from base 1 to 1083 and encodes 360 amino acids. NCBI's taxonomy places the organism in Eukaryota, Metazoa, Placozoa, Uniplacotomia, Trichoplacea, Trichoplacidae. The record is from RefSeq and is a predicted model, not a curated record. The transcript is spliced from 2 exons. Gene Ontology annotation, molecular function: protein binding. Gene Ontology annotation, cellular component: SCF ubiquitin ligase complex.